Osmerus eperlanus (European smelt) is the source of this 1692-nucleotide messenger RNA. RefSeq names its product zinc finger protein 239-like. Gene Ontology annotation, biological process: regulation of DNA-templated transcription. Bases 571 to 1317 code for a protein of 248 amino acids. The transcript has 3 exons. NCBI's taxonomy places the organism in Eukaryota, Metazoa, Chordata, Actinopteri, Osmeriformes, Osmeridae. The record is from RefSeq and is a predicted model, not a curated record. Gene Ontology annotation, molecular function: DNA-binding transcription factor activity, RNA polymerase II-specific; RNA polymerase II cis-regulatory region sequence-specific DNA binding.
UUUUGGGGUUGUGUUUCCGCCAGUUAAAAGUUAUUUGUAACACAGCUAAAUACAGCUCGACAAUUAGUUUGCCACAGAGCAAACUAGGCGAUACAAGUUACUCGUCACUGCGCUGGGAAAACAAAACACGGCAAUGGAACGGAUCCCUCAUUGAAAUUAGCUAGAUUUAUCGAAAUAAACCUGGAUUUUCCUUCAUUUACGUUGAUGGAAUACCACCUGGCUAAACAUUCCAGAUGCGGUGACCAAAUUCUCAAUCCAUCAUCGGGCUCUGAUGUAUUUUAAAUUCAAAGUUGCAAAUCUGACAGCUACCAAGAUCUCCUAUUGGCCAAUCCAACUUGAUCAUGGGCGGAGAGGACAUCUUAAAGAUCCUGUAAAGUGGACCUGGAAACGAGUUUUAAGUCCGCCACACCACAGAAUAAUGUGUUAUAAGAUCUUUAAGGCUCCAGAGAGACUCAACCAGAGAUGGGCUCAACCAGAGAGUGGACCAACCAGAGAGAAACAAGCUUCCAGAGACUAGAAACCAGACAGGACCCAGAGAGACCUGACAGAGAACAAAGAGAGGUCUGAGUUAUGGAGACACAUCAGUGUGACACCUGUGGGAAGAGCCUUUCCUCAUCCAGUAGCCUCAAGCAGCACAUGAUGAUCCACACAGGAGAGAAGCCCUACAGCUGUGACCACUGUAGCUAUAGUUGUACAACAAAAUGCCACCUGACAAGCCACCUGCGUAUUCACACAGGAGAGAAGCCCUACAGCUGUGACCUCUGUGGUCAAUCCUUUAGCCGUGCUUCCAGUUUCAGAGAUCACAGCAGGAUCCACACUGGAGAGAAGCCCUACAGCUGUGACCUCUGUGGUCAAUCCUUUAACCGUGCUUCCAGUUUCAGAGUUCACAGCAGGAUCCACACUGGAGAGAAGCCCUACAGCUGUGACCUCUGUGGUAAAACCUUUAGCCAGGCUGGUAAUCUCAGCCUUCACCACAAGAUCCACACCGGAGAGAAGCCCUACAGCUGUGAGUGCUGUGGUAAAACCUUCAGCCGAGCUUGCACUUUCAGAGUUCACCUCACAAGGAAACACACUGGGGAGAAGCCUUACUUCUGUGACUGCUGCAAUAAAUUCUUCUCUACUUCUAGUGAAUUGAAGAAGCACAGCAGAAUCCACACAGUAGAGAAGCCCUACAGCUGCCCACACUGUGACUAUUCAAGUAAAACAAAUGACCAUCUAAAGAGGCACCUGCGUAUCCACAAUAAAAAACAAACCAAAGCAGUGAUGUCUGGGGCCAAGCUGUCCCAGCAGUCACCACCUGAGAGAAGGUCUGUAUGACCCACAGCUGGAAGAGCUAUAUGACUGAUAUGCAGAAUUUCUGUGAGAGGCUUCUCUCCUUUUCAGGUCAAGAGGUCAUGUUGUGGAUCUCCCAGGGUCUAGCUUGUUCAGACUGACGAGUCAGUGAGGAGAAACUAUGCUGGAAAAGGCUUCAAUGAGUUACGAUGCUGUCAGGUAUAACCUUUCAAGAAUACAAACAUGCAGACCGCAUGCUGUGCCAUGUGAGGAAAUAUAGUAAGGAAAUUAUAUUUGAACUUGUCUACUUCAUUGUAUAAAGGCUGUUUGUAAUCCAUGGCCUCACUCAUCUGACCACUCUGCCUUGGACUGGUUAAAUUAUUCCAGCUCGUUCUAAUAAACCAAGUCAACUCUUUUUAA